CUGUUUUCAGCGGUAACUGGCAUACAACCAAUCACGUGCAUUAUAGAACAAUAGCAUUGUCAAUCACCCGCGGAUACAGCACAGGAUACUGGGAAAGAUUCAAGAUGGCGAAAUUUUGUGUGGAAUUCUGAAGCUACAAGCGUCCUCAAAAAAGAGCGUGAACAACCCGCUGCAGCGCGCCAACUAAGACAAAACAGAUUAUAUGAGGGAUUUGAGCGUGCUCAAAGCAAACAUGAAUAGACUGUGAUUAGGCUGUGUGUUUGGUUGCCGGUUGGCGAAAUGAGGAGGAUCAAGCGAGCCUUGUCUCUUCGCGGGCUAAAGAGUGAAGAUGUGCUAUCAGAGUAUGAAGAACAAUUCUCAAUCGAUGGCAGUGGUCGAAACAAUGGAUAUAGUUCAAAUGACAGUGCAUUCAGAGAUGAAAAACUGGAAUUUCAUGAAAAUGACUCGUUUGAGCCUGUAAUGAUGAGAAAGCCACGUUCCAAAUCUACCCUGAGCACUACAAGUAGAAGUAAGAGAUUGUCUCUUCCAAUGCUACACUACGGCUCAUCAAUGAAUGACAUCUCUGGGAACCGUAGUCCUCACUCCAAGAGUCCCAGUAGCCUCCACACAAGCCCAACCUUCCAGGAGCCAGCAGAAUCCAUGAGUAGAACAACAAGGCGCAUGUCACUGUCUGAGCUGGGUUAUGGGAAAAUGGAGACUUACACAAAACUGGAUAAGCUUGGGGAGGGGACAUAUGCAACUGUUUUUAAAGGGAAAAGCAAAUUAACAGAUAAUAUAGUAGCACUCAAAGAAAUACGACUUGAACACGAGGAGGGGGCACCCUGUACAGCUAUCAGAGAAGUGUCAUUAUUAAAGGGACUCAAGCAUGCCAACAUUGUGACGCUUCAUGAUACUGUUCACACCCAAAAAUCUCUCACGCUUGUGUUUGAGUACCUGGAAAAAGAUUUAAAACAAUAUAUGGAUGACUGUGGAGGAAUUAUGAGUAUGAAUAAUGUUAGGAUAUUUUUAUUUCAGUUAUUACGAGGGCUUGACUACUGUCAUAAAAGAAAAGUUCUUCAUCGGGACCUAAAGCCCCAAAAUCUACUGAUAAAUGAUAAAGGAGAGCUUAAACUAGCUGAUUUUGGCCUUGCAAGAGCAAAAUCUGUCCCAACAAAAACAUAUUCCAAUGAGGUUGUUACUCUGUGGUAUAGACCCCCUGAUGUUCUUCUUGGCUCAACAGCUUACUCAACUCAGAUCGACAUGUGGGGUGUUGGGUGUAUCUUUUUUGAGAUGGCCACAGGUCGACCGCUGUUUCCUGGCUCAACAGUGGAAGAUGAGUUGCUGUUGAUUUUCAAGGUUCUUGGUACGCCAUCUGAGGAAGUCUGGCCUGGUAUCUCAGCAAAUGAGGCAUUUAUUGCAGGAAAGUUUCCAGAUUAUCCAAGAGAAAACCUUAUUAUUCAUGCACCAAGAUUGGACAAUUCUGGUCUAGAAUUACUGGAAAAGUUUUUAGAGUAUACCGUCAAGGACAGGGUGUCUGCCCACGAUGCCAUGAGACACGACUAUUUCUACAGCCUUGGGACAAGGUGUUUGAACCUUGGUGACUUGGAUUCCUUAUUUUCUCUUGAAGAAAUUCGGCUCACCAAAGAUCCUGGGUACAGAUCCACUGGACGGACUUUAGGUCCGUCCAGAAGAAGACAGAGUAUGUUAUUUUAGCUCAAUCUUUGUAACACAACUUGCACUACUAACAAGAUGGCUUUUAAGGAGAUCAAUCUUUAUCUUAUGAAACUAGCCCGGUGCUUUGAAUGCUGGUGAAACAUUUGUGGUGCAUGUCCUUAAACCUAACUAAGCCUGCAUCAAUAGCACGUUUAAUAGUCCUUAGUUUGUGAAUGCCAGGGGAAGUUGUGGGCUCAUUAGUGAUCUUAAGGUCUCUUCUGACUACCUAUGUGGUACAGUCUAUUUAAAGUCAAGUUUUUUAAGAGCAGUGCUAGGCAAGCAUAGUGUAUAAUACUGCAAGCCUUUAUGCAUGUACAUAAAGACAAGAAGGCUGGCAAAAUGUUCAUAGCAGACUACUUCCAAGUUGUUUUAUGUUUUUAAAAUUCAUUUUGUACGUACAUUUUUUUAUGAAGAAGCAAAGAAAUAUCACAGUAAUUCAGGUAUUAUUAACAUCACUAGACUCAUAUGCCCUGUAGUUCUAUAUCGGUUUCAGCUUAAGUAGGUUAGUGCAACAUAGAUUGGAAUAUUAAUUCAACUGUAGUACUUAUAGGGGAAUGCAUUUUCAAAGUUUAAGCUGGCCUUUCAUGUUUAGAAAUAACCUUUGGUGUUAUUCCUGCAUACUCAAUUGGCACCGCCAAGCAAAUCAGUCACACUGAAACUGACUGUUUGCUAGGUUUGAGAAUAAGAAGUUUUGAAAGGAGCUUUAUCUUUGAACAUCAGCAUUUUAAAGAGAAUAUUUACCAUUGUUAGGUGCCAGAGUGGUUUUCAAAAUCCUGUGCAACAAAAUGUAAUGGUAAAAGUGUAAUAGUCAAGCCAGAACAAAGGAGAACAAAGACAUUACAGUGUAUUAGUACUAAAUAAACUAAAUAGUAUUUCACGGGUUUGUGAAAACCACUCUAAUUUUGCUGUUAGAGCUUUAUAUCGAGGAAAACUAGCCAUUUAGCCAGUAGUUUUAAAUAAGAUAGUAGAUUUUUUAAUAUUAAUGCUGGAAUGGUGAUUGUUUUAUUAAUUUAUUUCUUCCAGUCUUCAAAAUUCAAUUUGCUUGUCGUCUAAUAUGUGAAUCACUAGUCGAGAAUAUAAUUUUACGUUCUGGCACAGUUUUAAUUUUUAUUUUUGAAAAACCAUUUGCAUUUUUGUCGCAAAGAGGGAUCUCAAAAUUCAAUUUGUAAAAAAUAGUACUGAAAAUUUCAUCAAGUUAUAAAGAAUUAUAUGGACCUCAUAAAGAUGUAUUCUAUGCUUGCAUCACUAAAGGUGCAGUAAAGGUGAAAGCUACUGAAAGCCUCUAGUUAGGGUAGCCUGGGGUCCAGUCUGCUUUACCCACCCCCCUUUAGUUAACAUAUUUAGAGCCUCUGGUUUUCAGGUAAGCCAGGUGUAGUGUUAGUUGGUUUUGAUACUUCAAAAUUUAUAAACAUUCCAAAAAACUACAUGUGUAGACUCCUAAAAGAUGCCUUUAGUCUCCCUCCCCCCCCUCAAUACAACCCAUUGACACUACGCCUAAUUACCUGUGUUUAGAAUGAUAGGCAAUCACCUGAAUCGAGUACUUGUUAAUCACCGUUGCCAUGGCAAUAUAUCCAGGCAACUAAAGCUUAACAUAGUUCAAGAAAGUUGUACACUACACAGAUUUACAUAAACUUUGCCACAUUAAAACAUGUAGUACCUCAAAACCAA
Molecule: messenger RNA, 3360 nt
Organism: Nematostella vectensis (starlet sea anemone)
Lineage: Eukaryota; Metazoa; Cnidaria; Anthozoa; Actiniaria; Edwardsiidae
Product: cyclin-dependent kinase 17
Exons: 20
Coding region: 280-1692 (470 amino acids)
Biological process (GO): protein phosphorylation
Cellular component (GO): cytoplasm; nucleus
Molecular function (GO): ATP binding; protein kinase activity
Source: RefSeq, a predicted model, not a curated record